AUGUCCACCCCAGUCUACAUGGUUAUCCGCACCGCCAACAGGAGUGAAAACAUAGUACCAGGCUUUGUCGUCCAGUCUUGGCGAUUCCAGAACCUACAGGAGCGUGCGUUCUUUGCCGAUGCCAGCGUCAACUGGCAUUGUGUGGCAAAUCCUUUCUACAAUGGUGUACAUGCUUCCAUGGCUAUGAUCACAGCUAAAGUAAUCCGUGACGACGAGACAACAGUCAGGAUAGCCAGCCAACCAAGGGAGCAGCGUGAGGAGGCGGAGCAGGAUCUGCGCGCUCUAUUAGCGACAGAAUUACAGCAGCUUAUGUUGCGUGGUAACAUCAGAUUGGACUUCACAGUUGGUAUGCUGCAACCUGGAGAUGAUGGGCCUAUCUGGAUCGAAACUAUGGCUAUUAUCCAAGCUGACUCUGAGGGGCCCCAGCGUCGGUUCAGCUGUCAACAACCUCAACAUAUGGCACCCAAAGGCCCCUACAAGGUGGAUGAAAAGUACUACGUGAUCGUCCGCUACGUAACCCCAAAAGACAUCCCAGCUAAACCCAACAUCCACGUCGGCUUCUCUCUCUAUCCGACAACCUACAAAGGCGACGUGGAGAUUUACGAUCAUCUAUCGACGCAGAAACGACCAGGUUUUACGAAGAAGUGGCUAUUCACUAUUCGGUUGCUGCAGGAGGCGAUGCUGAUGAACAGCAAGAACGUAGACAUGAGGUUGCUAAACAGGACUUGA
Molecule: messenger RNA, 729 nt
Organism: Alternaria arbusti
Lineage: Eukaryota; Fungi; Ascomycota; Dothideomycetes; Pleosporales; Pleosporaceae
Exons: 3
Coding region: 1-729 (242 amino acids)
Source: RefSeq, a predicted model, not a curated record